AAAGUGAAACAAGUCAAAAUCAAAAUGAAAUGUUAAAAACACACACAAAAAAUAUGUAUAAAAAUCUACAAGGGAUUUAAAUAUUCAAGAUGACUACUAUGGAGGUGCCGGAGGUUUUAGAAGUUUACUGCGAUGACACGUGUUCACCAGCAUUUUCAUCUGCGGCCGUAAGCGACGCUGGUAAACCUGUUUCUAAACAAUCCUCAAAAACGCAAGUUAACCAAAAUUGUUCCUGCCGAAAAAAAAUUGAUGAACAACCAAAAGCUGAUGCUAAAGUUUUAGAAAAACUUAUAAAAAGUAAAGAGGAUGAACUAAAAAAGGAAUUUGAAAAGCGCAUGGAUAAAGAAAUUGCCAGUUUAAAGGAACGAUUUGAUUUUAUAUUGCAGAAUGAGCAAAUGAGAUCAUCAUACAUGCUUCGUGAAGCUCACAGGGAGAGACAAGAAAAAAUCACAGCACUGCAAACCCAGUUAGAAUGUAAAAACUUAGCAGGACUCAUGUAUGUAAUGUGUUCGGAGAAAAGAAAAAGUAAACUAGAAAAAAUGAGGAUUAUAGAAGACUAUACUAACUACAUUCAUUCCUUGCAAGACAUUUUAACGGAAGCUCAAAGUUUAAUAUUACACUUAUCCAGAGGAUAUAAAACUGCUGCUAGAGUGGACCACGAUUGGCGGAUUAAAAUGACUAAACUCAUAAAAGAGUUCCAACUUUACGUUUACAAUUACGGUGGUGGUACCCCUGAAUCGAAUCAGUACUUGUUCGAUCUACCAGCUCUAAUGAAGAUUGAGACUCCAGUCGUUGAUAACCCUGACGAAGAUCCUUGUGAGGCUGAAGAGGAAGUCGAAAAGGAGCCAUCAGCAAAAGAAGAAGACAAAAACUGGUGGGACCGCCUUGAAGGUGAUACUAGGCCAUUCAUCAUGUUUGGAGAUAUGGGAGAAUUUAAGCCGCCGCAACGACGUGAAGUCUUAAAGGCGGUGAAAGCGAUUAAAACAGCGCCUACGAAGUGGAAAGAAUACGUGUUCAACGAAAUGCUGGUCAAAGCCGAGUGUUCAAACGCGGACAGCAUCAAAGACGAGUACCCGAAGCGCCUCGGCACCGUUACCAAAUGGGAGUGCCAGGCUGUGCAGACCUCGGAGGCUGCUUCCAGAAUGUCUAUCAUGAAUCGUCGCAUGACUGGACAGAGCAUCGACAUCCGCGGUGACAUGGGAUCGAUACUGAAAAUUAUUACUUCACAUGGCACCAACCAACCGUCGACGAAGGCAACUUUGCUGGCAGCCAGAGACUCCAUGGAAAUAGCUUCUACUACAAAACUACGCGAAAAGAUCAAGCGUUCCGAACAAAACAAAGUUGUUAUCAAUGUUGGUAAAAGAAGGACGUCUCACUUUGACGAGAUUUCAGAAGAGGAAUAUGACGAAGAUACAACAGAUGACACGACACAAAACAUAGACGAUGAUGACUUCGACGAAUCUGCGACAGCACUCGGGAGCGUGCAUAACGACAGCCUACAGAUGAUAAAUUCUCACGUUCCUGAUAAGGAUCAUAAGAUCAAUUAUGAAAAGGUGUGUCCGUUGGAGAAGUGUCAGCGCAUGCAGGUGGACUCGUUCAUGAAGUCGCUCCCACCGUACAUGCGCGCCAAUCCAUUCACACAUUUUGAGCAGACCUUCGAAGAAUACGAGACUUGUUCACCAGAACAACUAGAAAUCCUGAAGCGACGUAUAGAAGAGUCAAAGAAGAAGGAGCGCAGGGAUCUGGACGCGCCCGAGUCAGAUCCGUUGGCUGAAUGGACCCCCAGCGUGGAAGGCAUUGCCGUACAGACCUCGGCGCUAUCCAUGUCCCUCCCUCCGUGCACGUGCAACGUCCCGGGACCAACUCCCGUGUCCAGCGUUGGGAAAGUUUAUAGAAUGGACGAUUUGAUUCCUGUGAAAAUGGCGCUGGAUAGAAUUAACAAGGAGUGCUUCUACGAUCCCAAAAUAGAAUUUGACAGAUUCAAAGUGAUCGGCGAGGAUUCUAGCGUUAACUUAGACAUAAAAGACAAACAAGAGUUCAGAGAAAACAGAGUCCAAGAAAUCCAAAACAUACUCAGACAGCAUCCGAGUUUACUCGACAUAUUCCAAGCCAACACACGAUGUUAAAGAAAGAUCAAUCUUGUAUAUUUUUAUUUCUAAAUCAUAAGUAACAAACUAAACUAAUAAAAAUAUUGAAAUACA
This is a messenger RNA of Manduca sexta (tobacco hornworm), 2201 nucleotides long. RefSeq lists its product as uncharacterized. The coding region runs from base 90 to 2126 and encodes 678 amino acids. The transcript has 17 exons. The record is from RefSeq and is a predicted model, not a curated record. Lineage: Eukaryota; Metazoa; Arthropoda; Insecta; Lepidoptera; Sphingidae.